Messenger RNA from Lodderomyces beijingensis, 939 nucleotides. Lineage: Eukaryota; Fungi; Ascomycota; Pichiomycetes; Serinales; Debaryomycetaceae. The record is from the annotation of a GenBank genome assembly.
AUGCAGUACCAGUAUUCCUUAUGUAGUGGACGCAAAAAGGCGUUAUUGAUUGGUAUAAACUAUAUUGGAAGCAAGAAUGAGUUGAGAGGUUGCAUUAAUGAUGUCGACAAUGUUGAGCAAUUUUUAGUAAGAAACGGGUUUCAGCAAGGCGACAUUGUGAAAUUGGUUGAGACUUCUGGUAACCCAAGAGCUAUACCAACCCGACAAAAUAUCCUUGAUGGUAUACGAUGGUUAACUAGCGGGGCAAAACCUAACGAUUCGUUAUUCUUCCACUAUUCGGGCCAUGGUGGUCAAACUGCUGACGAGCCAGAUCAAUAUGGAAACUAUGACGAAGACGAUGGAAUGGAUGAGUGUAUAUUCCCAGUUGAUUUCAAGACCAAUGGGUUUAUCAUUGAUGAUUUGUUGCAUGACAUGUUGGUCAAAACAAUCCCUCCGGGCUGUCGUUUAACCACACUAUUUGACUCGUGUCAUUCAGGCUCUGCCUUGGACUUGCCAUUUAUGUAUUCGUCAAAGGGUUUAUUGAAGGAGCCAAGUGCUUCAAAUGACGCUGGUAAGGAAAUGUUGCUGUCGUUGAAACAAUAUGCCAUGGGCGACUCGAAUGCCCUCAUGAAAGGAUUGGGCUCAGUUGCAAAAGUCUACAUGAACAGAGGCAAAGUCAAAAAGGCAAACGAAGUGAGCAAAAUGACCAAGUUUGCCCCUUGUGACGCCAUAUCUUUUAGUGGUUGUAAGGAUAGUCAAACGAGUGCCGAUGCAGUUAUUGGAGGCCAAGCAACCGGGGCCAUGAGCUAUGCUUUCCUCACGGUGAUGAACCAAAAUCCAAAUCAAUCGUACUUGAGCUUAUUGCAAAACAUGAGAGAAGUCUUGGGUGCAAAAUACAGUCAAAAGCCCCAGUUGACUUCGUCCCACCCAAUUGACUGUAAUUUAAAGUUUAUUUUUUGA